AAAUUUACUUGAUAUAAUUAAUUUUAAUAUGGUUUCAUCAUUUUUUCAACUAUUUUAAUAUAAAAACUGAACAUUUAUCAGGAAUUUUAAUUUUAAUUUCAACUUCAACUUUAAAUUAUAUUUUUAUUUGAAUUUUAACUCCAUUUUAAUUUCGACUUUAUUUUCAAUUUAUUGAUGAGAUUUUUAAAUUCAGUGUUCGGUUUCAGGAGCAUGCGCUACCUUAGGCCUGUAGCACAUCUAAGGAGCUCCUAUAACUUCCAACCUUACCGUUUUUACAGCUCACCUACUAAGGAGUUUGUUAGGUCUGUUUUUUCAGAUGUUGCUAAGAACUAUGACCUUAUGAACGACUUGAUGAGUGUUGGAAUCCACAGAAUUUGGAAGGAAGUUCUAGUUCAGGAGGUAAUUUCAUCACUUAAAAUGACCUAUCGACACCUUUCAAAAGAUUACUUUACCGAUGAUUUUCUUCCAGAUGACAUGGUUGUUGAUAUUUUGGACUUGGCUGGCGGCACUGGUGAUAUUGGCAUCCGUAUAGCUCAGUUAUCUAAUAAUUUGAAAUUUGAAGACUCGAAUGGAUUUGUACUAUACGACACUCUGAAAAUAACUCCGAAGAUUGUUAUUUGUGACCCUUCUGACGAGAUGACUAAGCUGGGCCAAGAGAAGUCUGAGAAGGCUGGAGUUAAGGAUAUUUCCUGGGUUAACGCUGAAGCUGAAAAACUUCCUUUUGAUGACUGUUCUUUUGAUAUCAUUACUGUCGGAUUUGGUGUUAGAAACUUUAGUGACAGGACUGCUGGCCUUAGUGAGUGUUACCGUGUCCUAAAACCUGGCGGUCGUCUCUUAAUUCUUGAGUUCAGUCACUGUGAAAAUGAAUUACUUAAUGUUCUUUAUAAGACUUACUCUGACAAACUCAUUCCUUUCCUUGGCUCCGUUGUUGCCAAGAAUGAGGAGGCUUAUGAUUACCUUGUUGACUCUAUUAGGAAAUUCCCCAAUCAGCAGGAACUUGCUGAGAUUCUUAAAUCUCUUGGGUUCUUACACGUUUCUUACAGAAACUUAACUGCCGGAAUUGUCUGUAUCCAUUCAGCAUUCCGAAAACUUUAAUACCAUUUUAAUAUAUUUUAUCCUCAA
Molecule: messenger RNA, 1122 nt
Organism: Theileria parva strain Muguga
Lineage: Eukaryota; Apicomplexa; Aconoidasida; Piroplasmida; Theileriidae
Gene: COQ5
Product: ubiE/COQ5 methyltransferase family protein
Exons: 2
Coding region: 175-1095 (306 amino acids)
Biological process (GO): ubiquinone biosynthetic process
Molecular function (GO): methyltransferase activity
Source: RefSeq, a predicted model, not a curated record